UUCUUUUUAUUAAUGUCACAGAUGAGAGCAGCACUGAGAUUUUUAAAUAUUAUCGUCGACUUAAUUUUCUCCUGCCUAUUGCGAAGUCACGUAGCAUUAACCAGCGGUGAGUCAGUGUCUGGAAACCUGAUCGUUGAGGGGAAGUUGAUGUGGAAAGAACCUUUUAGGAGGGAAACUGUGGCCGUGACGUGUCAGGCCGCUUGCAUUCAGCUCUCCUGAGGUAAGAGCACAGGUAUUCCCCUGGACUGACAGCACAUGGCUCCAUCCCCAGAGGCCUCAACAAACCGCUUCAGGCGGUUGGACCGGUUGGUGGACCCGGGGAACCUCAUGCAGAAGCACUCUGGACCCUGGAGACCAGGAGCUGAAGUUGGCCUUUGCUACGGUUUGUGGGGUUGAUGAAACCGCACGAGGUUUAUGUAAAAGCAAAUGCACAGGUGCAACGUUGUAAAAUGCGUCAUUGAAGGAAGACAUUCAGAAACGUUGAGCAUCUAUCGAACCACCACGAGGACACGCCUCCUCCGUCCACCCGCCCGUAUGAGCUCGGCUCCUCUCCGGUCCGGGUCGCUGUGGACCUCAUUUGCACACACGGCUGGAACAUGUCCAGGGUGGAGGCGUUCAGGGACACGAACCUCCGCUGUCUGCUGAGGGAGCUGCGCACUGACAUCGCGAUGGCUGUGGAUGACUCCUUCCCUCUGGUCUACGGCUUGGCAGACAGGAACAUCAUCACCGAUCAGCUCCUGAAGGACACUCUAGAGAAGGAAGGUCGAGAAGGGACCCACAAAGCCAUGUACGCGCUCCUGUCCUGGGUCCUGGAGCAGAGCCGAUCCACCGUCCAGUCCUUCUGGAGCAACAUGACCAAGGGCUACAACCUGGACAGCUACCCCAAGCUCCAGACGCUGCUCAACGCGCUGCGCUCCAAGAAGGAUGCUGCAGGUUCCAGGGGUGAGAAGAAGUCCUCUGCAGGUCCCAAACCUCAACAGGCCAAGAAGAGGAGCCACGAGCACAGAGAGGCCAACCCCAGCAAUGAGCAUUCGCGCUAUCACGCCAGGACAAGCGAUGAGCCAGGAGGUAAAGUGAAGCUGUACAGAGUGAAGCCCGAAGCGUCAGCUCCACAGCUGCUCGCUGCAGACACGUUCACCCACGCCUGUGCGGCGGCUGUGCAGGCGGCGCCCUCCUCCGCCCAGGCGGGUGCAGGCCUCCCCUCCUCGGGCUCGGCCUCCGCUGAAACCAGAGACAGGAGCCACACGCAGCAAGGGCCGUCUGCAGAUAGAACAACCAGGAAGCACAUGAAAGCUGGUGGGGAGUUUUGUGCUCCAUCAGAGGCGCCACCUGGAGCGUCCGUGUCCACGGCUGCAAUGACCACAUCUCACCACAAGGUGGAGACAGCCGCCGGCACGAUUCACUAUAAUGAUGAUGAGUGCACAGUGUGUAGAGACGGAGGGGAGCUGAUUUGUUGUGACGUCUGUCCUCGAGCUUUUCAUCUGACCUGUCUCAGCCCCCCGCUCACAUCUAUACCAAGUGGUUUCUGGAAGUGUGAGUGGUGCCGAGGCAACAGAGUAAAGAAAGAGGAAUCCCAUGUACCUGUACAAUCUCUUGUGGCUCAGCCUCAGCAAACAGGCACCAGCUCCAAUAAGCCCAUCACAGAUGUGUCCUUCCACCCGUCACUGUCCUCCUCCCUCCCUGAAAAUGGACCCAUGGGUAGAAACCAGUGCGCUGGCGGAGAGCUGAUCGCCGCCAGGGAGUCGUGUGGCGUUUGUGGCCUCGGCGGUGGAGACCUGGCCCACUGCCUCCAGUGUUUGGACAGUUUCCACGCACGCUGCCACUUCCCCAAAGGCAGAUCCAUCUGCUCGUCCUGCUCCAGGCCCUGGGGCGGCCCGGCCGACAAGGACUCACAGUUUGCCCCAGUCGUUCCAAACACACUUAAUCGUGAUGAGAGCUCCUGUGUGUCUGAGCCUGUUCUCCAUAAAGACGAACUGGACUCCAUCCUGGGAGACCAGGGCUCCAUCGACGGCAUCUUGCAGUGGGCCUUUCACAACAUCUCUCGGCCUCUUCCAGACCCUCAGGGAUGUUACCAGUGACAGACGGAGGAGCAGGCCAGCGCUCAAACACGGGCCCUGAUGGGCUGAAGCCACAAUGAGACAUAAAUGAAAACAGAUUUACAUAAACAGGAUGACAAUUAAUAUUGUGAGCUAAUUGACUAUAAUGUGCUAAUAUUUAUAUCUAUAUUGUUUAUGGAUGUUGUGUUAUUUCUCAAGAAGGAAUAAAUGCACUCAUUAGUCAGGUGCUCUUGUCUCACACCUUGUAGCUUCCAUUGUACUUGUAUUGUAUUGAAGUGAACACAAUCACAUGACAGGUAGUGGAGUGUGGCGUUCAGGACCCCUUCUUCCCCCAGAGCUGCUGAAACACCGUCGUACUGAUCUACUG
This is a messenger RNA of Betta splendens (Siamese fighting fish), 2424 nucleotides long. RefSeq names its product autoimmune regulator (gene aire). Gene Ontology annotation, molecular function: DNA binding; DNA-binding transcription factor activity, RNA polymerase II-specific; translation regulator activity. Bases 597 to 2078 code for a protein of 493 amino acids. The transcript has 12 exons. NCBI's taxonomy places the organism in Eukaryota, Metazoa, Chordata, Actinopteri, Anabantiformes, Osphronemidae. Gene Ontology annotation, biological process: regulation of transcription by RNA polymerase II; humoral immune response. The record is from RefSeq and is a predicted model, not a curated record. Gene Ontology annotation, cellular component: cytoplasm; nucleus.